This is a messenger RNA of Iphiclides podalirius (scarce swallowtail), 690 nucleotides long. The record is from the annotation of a GenBank genome assembly. Lineage: Eukaryota; Metazoa; Arthropoda; Insecta; Lepidoptera; Papilionidae.
AUGACUACAAAUUUUAAAACACUUAAAACUGUUCCAAAAGAAUCCAAGUAUGUUGAGCAUAAACUAAAGCAUUGUCAGCAAUGUUACAACUGGGACUGUGGUAUAGCCUGCACAAUGAUGUUACUAUCUUUGGAACAGAGGGAAAAUAUGAGAGAAAACUUCUGGAAAAUAUGUCAGGAUGAAGGUUUUGAACAAUCAACCUGGACUAUAGAUCUCUGUUACUUAUUAGUGAGAUUUGGCAUUGAACAUUGCAUGUAUACAACAAUAAAGGGUGUCAGUAAUACACAAGCUAGUUGUGAUAAAUUAGACUAUAAGACACGAAAACGUGUGGAGAGGCGCUUUCAGAAUGCUGAUGAAGCUGGUAUACUAAUAUAUAUACAAGAAUUGGGUUCAGAGAAACUUCUCUCGCACAUAGAAACCAGGGGUCCUGCCAUAGUCCUUGUUGAUGCUGCUUUAUUGGUGUGCGACCUGUGCAAACAUAAUAAAUUACGAGCAGAGUUCAGACGUGCAUUCGGUGGUCCGUAUCGCGGUCACUACGUGGUGGUUGUAGGAUACGCUGGUGGUAAAAUCCUGUACCGUGAUCCGGCAUUGAGCCCACGUCUUUGCGCUACCUCACCGGGUCGCUUACACAACGCGCGUCGGUCGCCAGGAACAGACUUCGAUGCUAUACUAAUUUUUAAGGACUUCAGA